Coregonus clupeaformis (lake whitefish) is the source of this 2123-nucleotide messenger RNA. RefSeq lists its product as uncharacterized. The record is from RefSeq and is a predicted model, not a curated record. Bases 28 to 1764 code for a protein of 578 amino acids. NCBI's taxonomy places the organism in Eukaryota, Metazoa, Chordata, Actinopteri, Salmoniformes, Salmonidae. The transcript is spliced from 18 exons.
UAGUACUGGUAGGAGAAGGAAGACGCAAUGAUGGCGACCGCGGCAGAAGAAAUAUGCCAAAGCCCAUGUCCCAUUUCUGAGCGCCAUGUCACGACUAUGUCCAUCAAAAUUACGCGGAAAAACCAGGAUAAACCCUGGAAAUUGAGAUUAAUUUACCUGCAGUGCUAUUUUAUGUCAAUUGCAACCAUACUGGGAACUGGAAUCUUAGGACUUCCUGUCACAAUAGCACAUGCAGGACUCAUGCCUUUCCUGGUCUCCUUUAUAAUUGGUUUCUUUGUGCAGGCUCUCCUCAUAUACCUCUUUGUUGACCUGCUCCAGCGAUGCCAAGUUGUCCAGAUUGAGUCAUUGAAGACUACAGAGACAGAGCGAAUUCUAAUGCAAGACGUUGGAUUGGAGGAGCCUGCUCUCACUAAUACAGAGGAGGCAGAAGAGGAGGAGGGGGAGGAGGGGGAAGAAGCAGACACAGGCCUACUGCAGCAGGACGCGGACAGGCAGACUCUGGAGGAGAAGCUACAGCCUAAUCUCCAUGUGUUGGGGCUCCUCUUCCUCAGCAAGCCUAUGAGCCAUGCCUUCAACUUCAUCCUGCUCUUCCAGUUUGUGUCUAUUGGGAUCAGCUAUGUCCUAGCUGGCAGCGAGGCCUACGCCGCUCUUCUACAUGUGAGCCAUAUCUAUGUCAUCCCUGGGUUUACCUGGACGCUCUCUCUUGGAAUCCUGCUGGCUCAGAUGGUCAUUCAGCCAAUCACGUCACUGCUGACCCUCCUGAAAGGCAUCAUGCUGAUCAUCACAGUGGCCGUGACAUUUGCUGUGGGGUCAGAAGUUCAACAGGAGACCACAAAUGACUUCAGCCAAAUUGGUAAACCUUUCCUAAUGGGCACCGUUGCACUGGGGGGGAUUGUCAACGUGAUGCCUCUCCUGUUCUCAGAAAUAUCUCACAACAAGACACAGAUAAUGUGGUUCAGAAGAGUCAUACUGGGAGGACUAGCCACAUGCACCGUUCUGAAUAUAUUAUGGUGCUGGGCUGUUUUGGAGAUCGUCCCCCAGAUGUCAGUUCAGAGGGUUAUGGAGGAAGGUGUGGUGAACACUACAAGUGGUGUCAUCUCUGAGUCCUCUCCAACAGCCUACUCCAUGGUCUACUCCAACAUCUCCCUGGAGGAGUCUGAGAAAGCAGGAGAGAUUGCAACAAUCCCACUGACUAAGAUAAUCAGUCUGAAGUACCAUCACUACUCUUGGGUGGCAGAGCUGAUCCAUAUUUUUAUUGCUAUCAGUAUAACAGUGUCAUUUCUGGUGAUGGGAUCUGCCAUGAAGCACACAAUUGAUGGACUUGUGAACUCACACUGGAACACAAAGUUGGAAUCGAUGUCUAAAGUCUGGGAGAGGACAUUACCACAGAGCUUCCACAGAUGCAGUUCAAGAGGCCUUGCCAAUGGGCUCAUAUCUCUGCUUGCAUUUGGAAUCAUUUUUAUUGUCUCUUCGUGUGAUCCAAGGGGAUUUGUGGUGAUGUUGGACAAAGUGGUGUCUUUCUCUUUGAACACUGAAGUUGGGUUGUUCAUCUUUGUGAUGCUGCGAGCCUCCAGAUCAGAGCGAUUUCAACACCUGACUGUGCCUCUGCCCGUGGGCCAGCGGGUCUUCCAACUCCACUGGACCCUGCCUGUUUACUUCCUGUUCGCUGUGGCCUACGAUGUCAUCCAGAGCAUCGUAGAGAUAGCAGAGCACAAUUUACAGCACUCCUCCCAACCUCUCCUCGCCAACUCUUCUCUGAGCUGAGCACUACUGUGAAGGAUAGACGGUAGCCACGAGCCUGGGAGCCGUGUGGUGGUGAUUACAAUGCUGUGUUCAUUUGCCCAUUCAUGGACUUCAUGCAGCUUCCUCUCGAACAUUAACAGCAUCAGGGAUGUCUCCUACGGUCAACUAUUUCAUGUACUGUAAAGGGCUCGAUUCAAUUAGAUCCGCUUUAGUCAACAUCCGCAUAGCGGUUGUUUUGGCGGUGGCAGAGAUGGAACUGCGUUAGCUGUCAAAUCCAAAAAUGGCUCCAUGCAUUACACCUAAAGUGGACAUUGCCAUUGGCUGCACGAAGUCGCAUUAACAGAAAUCCAGCCUUGUUUACAAGUUGGAACACUGGAAUA